Anoplophora glabripennis (Asian longhorned beetle) is the source of this 331-nucleotide messenger RNA. RefSeq lists its product as uncharacterized. The record is from RefSeq and is a predicted model, not a curated record. The transcript has 3 exons. The coding region runs from base 20 to 331 and encodes 103 amino acids. Lineage: Eukaryota; Metazoa; Arthropoda; Insecta; Coleoptera; Cerambycidae.
AGGGGCCGCGAGCGCGGCCAUGUCGUCUCUGUCGCGUGCUCAGAGCUGGCCGCUGCUAUCUGGAGCGGCUCCUGCUGAAGAUGCCCGGAAUAUCAAGGCCAAGUCGUCGCAGCAUUUUCAAUGUCGCCCACAGAUACAAGCCCGCAGGCUGUUAUGUCGGCACUAUUACCCGGAAGGGGGCUGGGGUUGGGUGGUCGCCGUGUGCGCCGUCCUGGUCCAUAUCGUCAACCACGGAUUUCAGAUAUCCUGCUCGCAACUGGUCUCUCCUGCCGCCUUCAAGUUUCACGUGCCGAAAUCUUAUCCAGCAGGAGCUGUCUUUGUCAUCCCCUGA